This is a messenger RNA of Vicia faba (fava bean), 528 nucleotides long. Lineage: Eukaryota; Viridiplantae; Streptophyta; Magnoliopsida; Fabales; Fabaceae. The record is from the annotation of a GenBank genome assembly.
AUGGGGAGUGCAUCAUCUAUGUUAACUCAAUAUGAUAUUGAGGAAGUUCAAGAACACUGCAACCAUUUAUUUUCACAGCAGGAAAUAGUGUGUUUGUAUGAACGCUUUUGUCAACUUGACCGAAAUGCUAAGGGCUUUAUUUCAUCUGAUGAGUUCUUAUCCAUUCCUGAGUUUGUUAUGAAUCCAAUUUCUCAAAGGUUACUCAAGAUGGUUGAUGGUUUGAAUUUUAAAGACUUUGUGGCUUUUUUGUCUGCAUUUAGUACCAAAGCUAGUGCACACCAAAAAAUAGAACUUAUUUUCAGAGUAUAUGAUUCAGAUCAUAAUGGGAAAGUGUCUUUCAAAGACAUAUUGGAAGUUCUAAAAGAUUUGUCUGGUUCAUUCAUGUCCGAUGAGCAAAGAGAGGAAGUUCUAAGCCAAGUUCUGAAAGAAGCAGGAUACUCAAAAGACUGCUACUUAACAUUGGAUGACUUCAUUAAGGUUCUUGGUCAAUCUGGCGUAAAAAUGGAUGUUGAAGUCCCUGUUGAUUAA